UCCAUGUUUGAGUUCAUCGUCGUCCUUCUCUCCUCCUUCCUCCUCCUCCUCGUCCUCUUCACUUGCUUCCUCAUGCUGAUUUUCAAGAGGAAGAGGAGGAUCUACGUCAGAGUUGUCCCUUACACACCACGCGCAGCUCCUAUGAAAUUCCCUCGCACACCUUUGCCUCAAGUAAUACCCACGUCGGAGCUCAUCCCGAGGCCAAUACUACGGCAUACCUCACUUAGCAACGACAGGAAGCCUCGGUCCGUCAGCUGGGAGUACGGUGGAGAGCCCGGCGGAGGGAGGUGGGACGCAGGCAACCACAACCCAACACCCCAACGGCACUACAUCACCCUCGACGCCCAGCCAGUCCGCCACGACCCUGGGGAUGUCUAUAGCAUCUCCCAAGGCUUCGACUCCUGGGGGAAUGACAUGCAGAGACCCCAGGAGCCUACCAAUGCCCUCUGGCGAGACGCUCCCUGGGCAGAUAAUAACAUAUACGAGUGGCGCCGAUAAUGUGAUACUUAGAAAGGUUAUAUUCUCACACAAUUCAAUGCCCCAGCACAUAUAUUUGAUGAGGCUUUCGUAAGAGUUGUGGUCAUUUCUAUAGGUAGUUUUGUGACCCUGGUGGUAGUUUGACCCUUCUUUUGUACCGUGAACCUAAAAAGACACCCAUGAGAACCUGAUUGAUCUCCUCUUCGGCCUCUGGAGAUAGUUGAUGUAAGAGGAGGACGCGUCUGAGCAUACCGUGGGCAUUCCCAUGGGUAGUUUUGUGACCCUGGUGGUAGUUUGACCCUUCUUUUGUACCGUGAACCUAAAAAGACACCCAUGAGAACCGGAUUGAUCUCCUCUUCGGCUUCUGGAAAUAGGUGAUGUGAGAGGAGGACGCGUCUGAGCAUACCGUGGGCAUUUCCAUGGGUAGUUUUGUGACCCUGGUGGUAGUUUGACCCUUCUUUUGUACCGUGAACC
Messenger RNA from Eriocheir sinensis (Chinese mitten crab), 951 nucleotides. RefSeq lists its product as uncharacterized. The coding region runs from base 4 to 498 and encodes 164 amino acids. The record is from RefSeq and is a predicted model, not a curated record. The transcript is spliced from 2 exons. NCBI's taxonomy places the organism in Eukaryota, Metazoa, Arthropoda, Malacostraca, Decapoda, Varunidae.